GUUAAAAAUAGUCCGACGAGAUUGACUUGCAAAUAAUUUUUCAGAAAAUAAAAACAUUAAUCGUUAUCUAAUUGCAUAUAAAUUCAAAUUGACAAAGCUUUCUCUGAAUUAUUGUCUAAAUGGACGCUGUCGUUUUGGACCCUGAGAGGUCAUCUCCCCCGAUAGAGACACUUGCUGCACGACGGGAAGCUAGGAGGAAACGAAUUUUGGAAAAUUCGAACAAUCGUCUGUCCAAAAUCACAGGAAGGGAACACAACGAACCAGUCACUGAUGAUCGUACAGUGAAACCACCGGAGGUGAUUUAUCCCGAUCCAGAAGAUGAACGAGAUGUGUAUCAGCGACCACAUUUUCCACCAGACGCUGGUUUACCAUUAGCCAAUGGUGAUAUAUUUUCGCUCCUGAGUACUUUACAACAAGCACAAUCGAAUGGAGGAAUAUCCGGUGUCGACACGGCUUAUUCCGGUGGACCAACGAAUGAUGUACCAGCAGUUCCAGAAAGUAGAUUCUUGACGUUUUUGCGUACAAAAAUUCAUAUAGCUUUAAUGGGAAUUGCUGUUUAUUUAAUGUUUGCUACUGAUCAACGAUAUCUGAUUGGAGGGAACGUUUUCAUUUUGCUGUUGAGCUGGGAACUGGUGGAAGUGUUCCUGUUGAAAUCGCACGAACCAAAAUCAUCCUUCUUGGAUAUAGUGCUGCUCCUUGGAGGAAUAUCAAAUAAAUAUUCCCGAAUUAUGAUGAAAAUCGCACAAACCGUAAACAAAGUACUAAAAGAUGUUGCGUUUUUCAUAUUUUUCUUUGUGCUAACACAUCUGGUGUGGAGUAGAAUGGUGCUAGGGAUCGAGUUUAACUAUGUUUUAGGAUAUGAUCGAUUAGAAUCGGACCGGGAACUGGCAUCGUAGGGAGCUCUUUCGCAAAAAUUGCGAUAAGACCACAACUUGGUAAGUGUUCUCGGAUCCUGUUCAAGGGCGCCUUUUGGACCCAAUGUGCAUGCUGUAACACUUACGAGCGAAACCAACCAACAAGAUUAGAUAUAAUUUGUUGCGUAAAAAAUAAGUUGUGUCUAUUAGCGAUAAAUAAGUAUGCAUUUUUAAAAGCCAUAA
This is a messenger RNA of Malaya genurostris, 1097 nucleotides long. RefSeq lists its product as uncharacterized. The coding region runs from base 120 to 896 and encodes 258 amino acids. Lineage: Eukaryota; Metazoa; Arthropoda; Insecta; Diptera; Culicidae. The record is from RefSeq and is a predicted model, not a curated record. The transcript has 3 exons.